This is a messenger RNA of Aspergillus vadensis CBS 113365, 841 nucleotides long. Its product is annotated as GFA family protein. The record is from RefSeq and is a predicted model, not a curated record. The coding region runs from base 303 to 725 and encodes 140 amino acids. The transcript is spliced from 4 exons. Gene Ontology annotation, molecular function: carbon-sulfur lyase activity. Lineage: Eukaryota; Fungi; Ascomycota; Eurotiomycetes; Eurotiales; Aspergillaceae.
CCAUGGUCAGUAACCUGCUCUUAUAUUUGAUUCAUUAUUAUUUCGUAUCUUCGAUAAAGAAUAAAUAAAUCCACCCAGUUGCUGAAGAUAACAUGUCCGCGCCGAUCAUGAGUAUCUUUCUCCGCCGGGGUAGUAGUACAGCAGUGACGUCAACAUUCGUCAGGCGCAUCGCUGUAUACAACAAGCCCAGAAUUCUCAGUUAUAAUAAGCCCAGCAAUAACAUUUACUCAGUUACUGCACAGAAACCACCAAACGGAACCAGAAUUGCUCGUUAUCAUCAAUCUCAUCACCAUCUAUCCAAAAUGCAAUCCUACCCCGGCUCCUGCUUCUGUCAUAAAAUCACCUAUAACCUUAACCUCUCAUCUCCGGACGAUGCCCGCACGUCCCUCUGCCAUUGUCGCAGCUGCAAGAAAGCUUUCGGAACGAACUACGGUCUAACCGCCAAGGUCCCCAAGGAUGCUCUUCAGAUCACAUCUGGCACGCUGAAGGAGUAUGUGGGUGAUAAUGGGUCUGGGAGUAUGAUCCAUCGGGAGUUUUGUGGGGAUUGUGGGAGUUAUAUUUGCGAGUAUGGGGAUGCGGUCAAGAAUGACUUCCGGUAUAUUUGUGUAGGGACAUUGGAUGAUCCGGAGGUGUUGCCGCCUAAGGGGGAGUUCUUCUGUCAGAGUAGGGUUCGUUGGAUGCCUGAGAUUCCGGAUGUUUUCCACAAAAGCAAGAUCAAGGAGUGAUGGGUUUGCUCUGGUAUUUUCCCGAAUUUAGCUUCCUUUCAGGUUGAAGCUGUCUUAUUAUGAGCACUCUGUACCCUAGAUAUGUACACUAGAUAAUAUCUUAUGCGAUUUCCGUC